Messenger RNA from Mycotypha africana, 847 nucleotides. RefSeq lists its product as uncharacterized. The transcript is spliced from 3 exons. The record is from RefSeq and is a predicted model, not a curated record. Lineage: Eukaryota; Fungi; Mucoromycota; Mucoromycetes; Mucorales; Mycotyphaceae. Bases 186 to 563 code for a protein of 125 amino acids.
CCAACUAAAAAGAUAGCCACCAAGUUUCGAAAGGAUAACCAAUGUAUAGUACCUACUAUACAAUUUCUAGGCUGCUUUGAUACAGUGGGAGCGCUAGGUAUCCCAAAACUGCCCUGGUAUCUUGGUGGAUCAUUAUGUAAAUACAUCCCAUACAUGACCAACGUGCUUGGUUUCGUCCUACUCUCAUGAGCUUUUCAGAUGACGAUAAUACUGAUUCUUCUUCUUCAAUUGUCGAAAAAACGAGAAAGCACCAAUAUUUGGAACAAGUUUGGUUUCCAGGGAUGCAUACAGAUGUAGGUGGCGGCCAAGACGAUGAUGAUGAUUCUCCAAAGUGUGGUAAUAUCAUUUCAUACCAAGCAUUGCAGUGGAUGGUGGACAAAGCCGUUUCAGUUGGCUUGCGUUUCAAAGACAUCAACAUUGAAAAGAAAACAGACACAAAUAUCAAAUUUAAUGAAGCAGCAGAGAAGUGCUAUUCUUUUAAAUACAACGAUAGUUACGAAAGUAAAUUCAUCUACAGGUUGAUGCCUAGACAGGAUAGGAUUAUAGAGCCAGAUGCAGCUUAAUAUGUUCAAAUCGAAGACGUUGGACAAUUUUUACGAGAACUUACACAAACAAGCCAAAUAAUAAAGCUUCUUAGCUAACGUCAAUAUGGCAGGAAAUUCCGGUUAGAACCUAACAUAAGUAAGAAUAUGAGGAGAAUCUGUUGGAGCGGAUCAAUUUAAUUUUUUGCACGCUAUCUAAAAAAUGCAUUAUCAAAAACGGGAUUCUGUAUGACUAAAAAGGUUGCAAUAAACGAGGCAACACUCUUUACUUUAGAGAUAUUUAUUUCUACCAAGUGAAAGCUUAG